AUGAAGAAGUUAAUGGAACAGGUUGUCCGCAACGUGGAAAGCGGUGACCUGAAAGAAGCGUUGAAUGGACUUGAGAAAUGUUUCGAAAACGAUUUUCUUUGCGACAACCAGAUAAUUGUCAACGAAGUCAAACAACGCAAGAUGAAGUGGUUUAUUUCGAUCGCAUGCGCUAUUGUUCGAAAGAUGACUGCAAACCCAGAAGCAGCCCUCAUUAAUAAUCUGUUCAAACUUAUGAAAAGUUUUGACGUCCGGCCUGAUGUAGACAUGACUGGCUCGAACUGGGUGAGAUUUAAUUUUGCAUGUACUCUGCACGUGCUACCGGUUGAGCAAACUCUCAUGGGGUCAUUUCGAUUACCAUCCUGAUU
This is a messenger RNA of Soboliphyme baturini, 365 nucleotides long. The record is from the annotation of a GenBank genome assembly. NCBI's taxonomy places the organism in Eukaryota, Metazoa, Nematoda, Enoplea, Dioctophymatida, Soboliphymatidae.